AUGGGCCGCCGUCCGCUCCCGUGGCUGCUUCUGCUGCUGCUGGCCGCGGCCUUUGCCAACGAGCAGUGUCCGAUGAACGUUUCCAGACCGGCGCCCGAAGACGCUCACCAGAUUAACGACGUACUGUGGGCCGGGGAACCGAACAAAUCGUAUCCGCGGGCCGCGUACCGUACGGUCCAGGGCGGCGGUUUCGUCCUGUGCACGUGCGAAACGGGAGCGUGCAUUCGCAAGUGCUGCCCAGAGAACUGGGCGUAUGUAGAAGGAGGGAAAUGCUCGGCACUCAACGCAUCGCUCGGCCACAAGUUUGAGAUUCCAGAGUCUGUAAAUGAAAACGGGACGGUCAGUGUAUAUAACACAAGCCUGUUUCAUCUAGUCUAUGGAAAACUGAUGUGUGGUGACAAAUACCGAUUGACUCCAUCAUUGAAUAAAACUGAUAGUUUCCAAAUAACCAAAACGGGGUGGUUACUGAAUGAAUCUGGAGCUAUAAUUGCUGCACCGGAUAAAUUUUGUUUGGAAUCAUUUGCCGACGACGAUUUUCAAACGUUACCAGUUGUUUGUUCUCCUCCAGAAAUGGAAAACGAAGCAACAGGCGGAAAUAUGUUAUAUACGAUCGGAAUGAUUCUAUCACUACCGUUUUUGUUUUCAACUUUCCUAGUUUAUGCGCUCAUUAGAGACUUACGGAAUUUGCACGGAAAGUCUCUAAUGUGCCAUGUAGCAACGCUAAUGGUGGCCUACACCAGUCUAAUAACUGUUCAAUUCGUUACCAAUUAUGUUACUGAAGAAUGGUGCGUGUUUUUAGCGUAUGCUGUUCAAUUCUCUUUUUUGGCAAGUUUUUUCUGGCUUAAUGUUAUGUGUUUCGACUUAUGGUGGACUUUCAGUGGAUUUAGACCAUUAAGAGGAAAUAUACAAGAACAUGAAGCAAAAAAGUUUAUAAUCUAUUCCAUUUAUGCUUGGGGAAGUACCGCUUUAAUAACAAUAAUUACAUAUGGCAUGGAGGAAUACUUACCAGCUGGUGCAAUUCAUCCAGAGUUCGGAAUUAGGAGUUGUUGGUUUGCAUCAUUUGAAGCCACGUUAUUAUAUUUUUAUGGUCCUAUUGGUAUUCUAUUAUUGAGUAAUCUAUUGAUGUUUAUACACACGGCAAUAAUGAUUGUGAAACAUAUGAAGGAUGCUAGAGUACUCAGUGGAUCUGAAAGCCGCAGGAAUGUGGACCAUGAAAAACAACGAUUCAUGCUGUAUUUAAAAUUAUUCAUAGUCAUGGGUGUCAAUUGGUUAGCGGAAAUUAUAUCAUGGGCAGCAGGUUCGAAUGGCUCUGAAAAAAAGUGGUACGUUACAGACAUCGGGAACUCGUUGCAAGGAGUGUUGAUUUUCUUAAUUUUUGUUUGUAAAAAACGUGUUUUAAAUUUAUUAAACAAAAAACUUUGUCCGCGAUUUCAACUUUUUAAGACAUCUACUGCAUCUACUAGAACAACUAAUAGCACCACCUCUGGAAAUAGUUCCAAUACCAAAAAUAAAGAUGCAGUUGAAAUGUCCACUAAUUGCAGAAAAACUAAUAAUCAAUUACAAGAUUUUAAAGUUUAA
Molecule: messenger RNA, 1578 nt
Organism: Macrosiphum euphorbiae (potato aphid)
Lineage: Eukaryota; Metazoa; Arthropoda; Insecta; Hemiptera; Aphididae
Source: the annotation of a GenBank genome assembly